Phycodurus eques (leafy seadragon) is the source of this 1677-nucleotide messenger RNA. RefSeq names its product cyclin dependent kinase 4 (gene cdk4). NCBI's taxonomy places the organism in Eukaryota, Metazoa, Chordata, Actinopteri, Syngnathiformes, Syngnathidae. Gene Ontology annotation, cellular component: nucleus; cytoplasm; cyclin-dependent protein kinase holoenzyme complex. The record is from RefSeq and is a predicted model, not a curated record. The coding region runs from base 282 to 1202 and encodes 306 amino acids. Gene Ontology annotation, biological process: G1/S transition of mitotic cell cycle; regulation of gene expression; signal transduction. Gene Ontology annotation, molecular function: ATP binding; cyclin-dependent protein serine/threonine kinase activity; cyclin binding. The transcript is spliced from 8 exons.
CGCCCCCGAAAUGACUUUCUUGAAGCAACAGGAAGCAACAACCCCCCGAAAGAGUGCAGGCUGAGAGGAAAGGCUCGGUCGAGGUCGAACUCGUAUCGAGUGAUUGUCUUUUCUCGAUCGAGACCCGCGGGCAAGUUGCAGAAGUUUGUGGCCGCCCCUGACCACUUGUGUGUCGGGGUGAACCUCGACGUGGCACCGCAUCGACAAGCAUGUCCGCCUCGUAAAGCUCCAAAGGAAGCGGACCCGCUUCUGGGGGACACACACGAAGUGUGAAACCGGUCAUGGCCCAUGGCACCAGCUUCCAGUAUGAGCGAGUGGCAGAAAUAGGCGGCGGUGCUUACGGGACCGUUUAUAAGGCCCGUGACACGGAGAGUGGUCAAUUUGUGGCUCUAAAAAGCGUGCGUGUCCAGACAGACCAUAAUGGCCUCCCCAUCUCCACGGUCAGAGAGGUGGCUUUGUUAAAGCGACUAGAGCAGUUUGACCAUCCCAACGUGGUCAGGCUCAUGGACGUAUGUGCCACCCAGAGGUCGGACCAGGAGACUAAAGUCACUUUAGUCUUUGAACACGUGGAGCAAGACCUCAAGACGUACUUGGAGAAAGCCCCAGCUCCAGGAUUGGCGCCCGAACGCAUCAAAGACUUGAUGAAACAGCUGCUGUGUGGUCUGGCAUUCCUGCACUCAAACCGUGUGAUGCACAGAGACCUGAAACCAGAGAAUAUUUUGGUAACCAGCCAGGGUCAGGUGAAGCUCGCUGACUUCGGACUGGCACGCAUGUACAGCUGCCACAUGGCCCUCACUCCUGUGGUGGUGACACUCUGGUAUCGGCCUCCUGAGGUUUUGCUGCAGUCGAGCUACGCCACACCUGUGGACAUCUGGAGCUCCGGAUGCAUCUUUGCGGAAAUGUUCAAACGCAAACCCUUGUUCCGUGGAGAAUCCGAAGUGGACCAACUUGGGAAAAUCUUUGAAGUGAUUGGUCUGCCACAAGAGGAGGAGUGGCCAAUUGGUGUUACACUUUCAAGAAAACACUUCCCCCUUUUCUCGGCUCGCCCAAUAACUGACUUUGUUCCAGAGAUAAACGAGCAGGGGGUGCAACUGCUGCUGGAAAUGUUAACCUUUGACCCCUCUGAUCGAAUAUCUGCCCUGAAUGCACUAGAUCAUCCGUAUUUCCGCAAUGAGGAGAUAUUGACUGAGACAAAAAGCUGAGCUGCUGCAAUAAAACAUAGUAACGAGAGGUAACUUUGGCCACAAGAUUUCACACUCAAGGAGUCCCUCCUGCACCCUGGGAUCUUUUUUAUUACUACAGUAUCGAAAACAACUGAAAAAAAUGGAAUCACGUUGAAGAGGAGCGAACUUAUGGAUCACUGCCAUGAUUUUUCCAAAAUGUAAAUGUCACACUUAUUGAUGUGAACAUAUCAUGACUUAAUUGUUUGUGCUCUGUCUGUCCCUCGGCAUUUAGUUAAAGCCUCCACAAAGAGACAGAAUCGACAUCUUGGUUGUGAGCAAGUCUUUAGUCAAUUGAAAAUGCAGACCAUGACAUCAAUCACCUUCAGUUGUUUUGGAAAAAUGUUAGGCAUUACUGGACGACUGAAUUCCAAUGUUGUUUUUUGUGUGGAAGACCCUCUGAAAUCAACCUGCACUGCAACCACAAAGGAAUAAAAACACCUUUAAUCACAAAACA